AUGUCUAACUGUAAAUUAGUUUGUUUCUCAAUAAAUGGUAAAUUAGGAGAAUCAUUUCAGGAAUUAAAUAAAAGAUAUAACAGAUAUAGUAUUUCAGAAUUUAAUCUUAAGUUGAGAAACUAAUAAAGUUUGAAAAAGACAAAGGAAUUGAAGUAAAAAGAUGAUAAGAAUUAAAUAGUAGAAUAAGAUUUUUGCAAUAUAGAGUAAAAUAGAUCCUAAUUUAUAUAGACUCUGUCUAGACUAAUCUUAUGAUUAAAUUAGAAUUAUUAAGAUCAUUUCCAUCAACCAUAAUUAGAAGAAAAGGAUUAGAAUCAGUGCUAAAUGUACUUCAAUUAAAAAUUAUCGAGUAAUAAUAUAUUAAUGAACACAAAGAAUAUAAAUCUAUAAUUUGAAAGAUAAUCAAUUAGAUGAUCUUUUAGCUUAAGAACUCUUUAAAACCAUGUAAAAAAAUAAUGCUCUAAAAUUAUAAUGAAUCAAAAAAUCAAAUUGUUAAUAUUUCAUAAACUUUCAUUAAAUAAAUGAUUGAAACUAAAGGAUUCUUUAGGAUAAUUGAACACAUGAGUAUAAAAAGAUCCUCACUAUAUCUUCAUUUGAAUUUAAUCAAAGGAAGCGAAGGUGCUGAACUUUUUAGAAAAUUAGUUGAUAAUAAGAAUAUGUAGAUUUGUCUAAUAAUUUAUUAAGAUGUGGUGGAUGAAAUUUAACUUUUAUUCUUAAAUAAUUCUUUGAAAUAAAUAAAGAUAUGA
Messenger RNA from Paramecium sonneborni, 743 nucleotides. Lineage: Eukaryota; Ciliophora; Oligohymenophorea; Peniculida; Parameciidae. The record is from the annotation of a GenBank genome assembly.